This is a messenger RNA of Paralichthys olivaceus (Japanese flounder), 1782 nucleotides long. It is a transcript of the gene ptges, whose product is annotated as prostaglandin E synthase. Gene Ontology annotation, cellular component: membrane. The record is from RefSeq and is a predicted model, not a curated record. NCBI's taxonomy places the organism in Eukaryota, Metazoa, Chordata, Actinopteri, Pleuronectiformes, Paralichthyidae. Gene Ontology annotation, molecular function: prostaglandin-E synthase activity. Gene Ontology annotation, biological process: prostaglandin biosynthetic process.
CAUUCACUUUGUGCAGCUUUUACGCACGCACCAGCCCCGGAGCGGCUCUCUCUGCAACUCACUCUGGAUUCACCUCAUCACAGCAGCUAUGGCAGCCAUGAUAAGAAACGAGGUUUUCUCCUGUUUUGUUUUCUACGGAGUGUUGCUGGUGGUCAAAAUGUACAUCUUAGCGAUUAUAACGGGGCAACUGAGGCUGCGUAAAAAGGCUUUUGCCAACCCUGAGGACGCGAUGAGACAUGGAGGUUUACAGUAUUACAGAGAGGACCCAUAUGUGGAGAGAUCCCGGAGAGCUCAUUGUAAUGACUUGGAAAACAUCCUCCCCUUCCUCUUCCUGGGGGCCGUCUACUCUUUGACCGGACCCUCGCUGGCCGUAGCCCGCCUCCACUUCCUCGUCUUCUUCGUGUGCCGCGUGCUGCACAGUGUUGCCUACCUGCUGGCCCUACAGGCACCGACCCGCUCCCUGGCCUACACCUUCGCACAGAUACCUUGCGUCUCGAUGGCCCUGCAGAUUCUCAUGGCGGUUGCAUCAUAUGCUUAAACACCCAUCGACGAGGGCCUGAGGUUGGCCUGUGUCAGAAAACAAACAGGAGGCGGAUACUGGGCAGACUCCUGGGACGGGGAUCGUAAAAAGACAAGAAUGCCAGAGUGCAAUACACUGCGAGGUGUGUGUGAUCACGCCUUCACUGGGUUUUGUGAGAUUUUGUCAGUAUUUUUGUUGUGAGAAUGUUUUAAAAGUUUAUUGAAGUUGACAUUUUGUAUUGUAUUUGUGUAUUUAAAAUGCAAAUGAAGGUUGUUGCUCAUCUUGUUGUUUCUUAAACCAGUUUUUGUUGAAGUUGACAAUGGAAUUUAAAACUCACAGUUGCAGACAUUUGGCUCAAACUUCUCGGGGAAUAUUUUCCAGCACUGCAUUGCACAAUGUGUUGAUCCCUCACCCCCUUUUUUUGUGUUUACAUACAACACAGGCCAACAUUCAUGUGAUCUCCUAUUCACGGCGGCCUCGUCGGUUUCCUGUGUGGAUAUUCCAUCUGUUGUGUUAGCGUUUGUUUGCAUUGCUACAUUCAACAAGACAUAAUGGAUCCUGGCAUGAUGAUGGACAACUCAGUUAAAUAGUUUUCAAGUUAGACUGUGUGUCUCUUUAAAAGCCUUUAAAGGAGUUGGAAAAACUAACACAGUUUGUACUGAGAAAUGUAACUUACUAGAACCUGCGGAGAAGCGCAUGUGAAAUAGUUCAUCUGUGAAAACAGCUUUUAAAAGUAUUGUGAUCGUAAUUUAUUAUUCACCGUACAUUUUGUAAGGAAUAAAUCAAACCGAGCCGACCCAUCCUUUAUUUGAACACAGUUAAUCCAGUAUCUGAAUCAUUUUAGGAGAUGGAUCAGUGUUUACUUUGCCUGGCUGUGCAGAGACAGUGUGCUGUAUUGUUAAGGGGUCGGGAGGCCCCACUUCCCUGUGCCAGGGUGAGAUGAUCCAGAGGUCUGCGGAACAGCUCCAGCAUUCCUCUGCUGAUUGUGUAAGACCUUUAGGCUGUGCUGUAUUCUUUUUCAUAUGCUGAGGGGCUGGACGGUGCUGGGAAGCCAUAGACUCCUGGGCACUCAUGCUUUUGUGCUGAAUGUGGUUACAGCUUGCUCUGAGUGUGUCACCGCAUUAUGAGCAUGACGUUUGCACAUUUUCACGUGCAUUUGGUUCCCAGAAACAAAUUUCCAAAUUGUAUUGCCGGUAAUCUCAUGUGUGACUUUCCCUCCAGUGAUGAUGACUAAACUUGGAAUUAAAGAGCAGCUAAGUUUU